Molecule: messenger RNA, 531 nt
Organism: Aspergillus saccharolyticus JOP 1030-1
Lineage: Eukaryota; Fungi; Ascomycota; Eurotiomycetes; Eurotiales; Aspergillaceae
Exons: 4
Coding region: 1-531 (176 amino acids)
Source: RefSeq, a predicted model, not a curated record
AUGUCAUCUACCUCUAGUUGUGAGACCCCGCAGCUUCAGACUGACGGAGGAUCCUCAAAAGCACAGGCCAACCAAGUCCUAUUCACCUCCGGCUUGGCAUGGAGCUUUCCCUCCAGUUUUCCCAUCUACAGCAGAGACUCCAUUGCGCCAGGAAGUCCUCUCUACGAGUGUCACGCUGAUUGUGGCGGCGUCAUCCUCCUCGCACAGUACAGCAAUAACACGACCGGCUACUGCUUGAACUCGACCUACAAAUCCGACCUCAGCGGGUGUCUGAAGUGCGCCCUGACCUACAACAUCGGGCAAUACUACGGUGACGACGUCAAGUCGGCUAUGGAAGCGUGCGGCGAUAGCGCGACUCCUAGCACCUCGUCUGCGACCGCGAGCGCUACUGCUGUUUCGAACUCGUCUACAACGGGCACUGGAGCCAAGGUGACUGGUAGUGCUUCCUCUACUGCUUCUGCUGCUUCUGCAUCUGGUACUUCUACUUCCGGUGGGGCUGUUGCCUCGAUGAGCCUGGACAAGUUCCGGUGA